UUAUUUUAUUAUGUUUUAAUUUUAUUAUUUUAUUACUUCCCUUCUACGUGACUUUACCGAAAGAACCAAGAAGAUGAAUCCCUGCAGUCACGAAAGCUUUAAAUCGAAAUUCGGCUUCGUGUUCAAGUGGCCACUACUGCCGUUACUCGCGACGAUGACGAUGAUGAUGCUGCUGCUGUUGUGAUGGCUAUGCACGUGACCACCUCGAUUGUCCAGCGCUUGCUGCUGCUGCUGCUGUUUGUUAGAGGAAUCAGCAGCGUGGGGAGGGGGGGUGAUCACGCACAGAUGGUGCCAAAAUACUGGAGAGUGUGGACUAAUCUCCAUCUGUUCCAUCUCACUCCCUUCUACCCCGUGUAUGGACUAAUCUCCAUCUGCUCCAUCUGAAGAGUGUGGACUAAUCUCCAUCUGUUCCAUCUCAUUCCCUUCUACCCCGUGUAUGGACUAAUCUCCAUCUGUUCCAUCUCACUCCCUUCUACCCCGUGUGUGGACUAAUCUCCAUCUGUUCCAUCUCACUCCCUUCUACCCCAUGUGUGGACUAAUCUCCAUCUGUUCCAUCUCACUCCCUUCUACCCCGUGUGUGGACUAACCUCCAUCUGUUCCAUCUCACUCCCUUCUACCCCGUGUGUGGACUAAAAUCCAUCUGUUCCAUCUCACUCCCUUCUACCCCGUGUGAGGACUAAUCUCCAUCUGUUCCAUCUCACUCCCUUCUACCCCGUGUGUGGACUAACCUCCAUCUGCUCCAUCUCACUCCCUUCUACACCCGUGUGUGGACUAAUCUCCAUCUGUUCCAUCUCACUCCCUUCUACCCCGUGUGUGGACUAAUCUCCAUCUGCUCCAUCUCACUCCCUUCUACCCCGUGUGUGGACUAAUCUCCAUCUGUUCCAUCUCACUCCCUUCUACCCCGUGUGUGGACUAAUCUCCAUCUGUUCCAUCUCACUCCCUUCUACCCCGUGUGUGGACUAAUCUCCAUCUGUUCCAUCUCACUCCCUUCUACCCCGUGUGUGGACUAAUCUCCAUCUGUUCCAUCUCACUCCCUUCUACCCCGUGUGUGGACUAAUCUCCAUCUGUUCCAUCUCACUCCCUUCUACCCCGUGUGUGGACUAAUCUCCAUCUGUUCCAUCUCACUCCCGUCUACCCCGUGUGUGGACUAAUCUCCAUCUGUUCCAUCUGUACGGGGAUAGUGUGUUUUCCCCUCGGGAGGUGGCGCCGAGUUACCAAUUUGACGUAAUUAUCAACCCUGCAGAGCCACUUGUGGAUAUUCCACAUUCCUAUGGCGGCAUGGGGUCAGGGGGCGAGCCAGACCAUCGCCAAACCGCUGGUAACCUCUCCAGCGGUUUCAAGAAUGGGUGAGUGGGGGGGUAGAUGGGUGAGUGAACGGCUGAGUGAGUGAGUGAGUGAAUGUGUGUGUGUGAAUGAGUUGAGUUUGUACGAUCUCCCCCUGUUUUACAGAGUGAGUGAGUGGAGUUUGUAUGAUCUCCCCCUGUUCUACAGAGUGAGUGAGUGGAGUCUGUGUGUUCUCCCCUUGUUCUACAGAGUGAAUGAGUGGAGUUUGUAUGAUCACCCCCUGUUCUACAGAGUGAGUGGGGUUUGUAUGAUCUCCCCCUGUUCUACAGAGUGUGGGGUUUGUAUGAUCUCCCCCUGUUCUACAGAGUGAGUGAGUGGAGUUUGUAUGAUCCCUCCCUGUUCUACAGAGAGAGUGGAGUUUGUAUGAUCUCCCCCUGUUCUUCAGAGUGAGAGUGAGUGUAGUUUGUAUGAUCUCCCCCUGUUCUACAGAGUGAGUAAGUGUAGUGUGUAUGAUCUCCCCCUGUUCUACAGAGUGAGUGAGUGGAGUUUGUGUGAUCUCGCUCUGUUCUGCGUGUGGCCUCCGGUCUCCUCCCAUAGCUAAACCCACAACCAAAGUGGAACUGUGACUGUGCCCGCCGUGCCAAACUUGAGCUCACCGUGCCAAACCUGAUCUCACCGUGCCAAACCUGAUCUCACCGUGCCAAACCUGAUCUCACCGUGCCAAACCUGAUCUCACCGUGCCAAACCUGAUCUCACCGUGCCAAACCUGAUCUCACCGUGUCAAACCGGAUCUUACCGUGACAAAACCUGGAUAGGAGAGACUCCAAAUGUACAUACGCCACGGCCGUGAUCGAACCCACGACCUCCUGUAGACCAGGCGAGGUAGUUAACAUCUUUUGGGGCCAAGUAUACAGCAGGCGUCCGUCAGUGUCCGGCAUCGAACCCACGAUCCUCCUGUAGACCAGGCGAGGUAGUUAACAUCUCUUCGACGUCCGGGGACUUCAUACACAGCGUCAUGAGCCUCGGGCAUUCAGUAGAGAGACAGAGAGAGACGUUAACAUCUCCCAGGUACGGUGGCUAGGAGAUGUUAACAACUUAGCUUGGUCUACAGGAGGUCGUGGGUUUUGAUCCCGACCCUGAGUGGAGUUUGUAUGAUCUCCCCCUGUUCUACAGAGUGAGUGGAGUUUUUAUGAUCUUCCCCUGGUCUACAGUGAGAGUUUGUGUGAUCUCCCCCUGUUCUAAAGAGUGAGUGGAGUUUGUAUGAUCUCCCCCUGUUCUACAGAGUGAGUGCAGUGUGUAUGAUCUCCCCCUGUUCUACAGAGUGAGUGGAGUUUGUAUGAUCUCCCCCUGUUCUACAGAGUGAGUGGAGUUUGUAUGAUCUCCCCCUGUUCUACAGAGUGAGUGGAGUUUGUAUGAUCUCCCUGUUCUACAGAGUGAGUGAGUGGAGGUUGUAUGAUCUCCCCCUGUUCUAUAGACUGAGAGUGAGUGGAGUUUGUAUGAUCUCCCCCUGUUCUACAGAGUGAGUGAGUGGAGUUUAUAUGAUCUCCCCCUGUUCUACAGAGUGAGUGAGUGGAGUUUGUGUGAUCUCCCCCUGUUCUACAUAGUGAGUGGAGUUUGUAUGAUCUCCCCCUGUUCUACAGAGUGAGUGAGUGGAGUUUGUAUGAUCUCCCCCUGUUCUACAGAGUGAGUGAGUGGAGUUUGUAUGAUCUCCCCCUGGUCUAUAGACUGAGAGUGAGUGGAGUUUGUGUGAUCUCCCCCUGGUCUAAAGAGUGAGUGAGUGGAGUUUGUAUGAUCUCCCUCUGUUCUACAGAGUGAGUGGAGUUUGUAUGCCCGACAUAACCGCCACCUCUGACAGAAAAAAACAAAUUCGGGCAGCGCCCCCCACACCCCCGGAAACUUGAAGGGACGUUCCGUUCGGGACGCAGGUCCGUGCCAAUCCGCACACGCACGCACGCGCGCACAUGUGCGUCCAUGAAACGACGAUGUCGUAUCAUCGCCAUUGUGUAGGGUUUUGCUUAUCCGCGCCCCCCUGGGUCGAAGGCCGUCUGUGCUGUUCUACUCCCUCCACCGCAACCCUCCCGUCCCCGCCGACGCUGCCGGCUUUAGCGACAAAGCCACAGGGACUCCUGUGGGCCGACAAGCCAAAUCCGGUUGUGGGAUCGGGCGGUUAUUGGUCAAGGCUGACAAAAACCGCCGCCGCCACCACCGCUGCCACCGCUGCCACCAAUCGUCAUCUUCGCUGCUACCUCCUCUUUUACCACCACCUCCUUCCGUCGUCAUCGCGUUCGAUAAAGACGCUACGCGUAGCGUGGCGGCACGUGUCCCCCCCACGGCGACCACAGGCCAAGAAUGCGGGAGUGCCAAAAUGGCGGCCACCCACUGCCAAAAUUGGCGGCCGCCGCCGACUGUUGCCAAGAUGGCGGCCGCCGCCGACUGUUGCCAAGAUGGCGGCCGCCGCCAACUGUUGCCAAGAUGGCGGCCGCUGCCGACUGUUGCCAAGAUGGCGGCCGACUGGUGCCAAGAUGGCGGCCGCCGCCGACUGUUGCAAAGAUGGCGGCCGUCGCUGACUUGCCAAGAUGGCGACCGCCGCCGACUGUUGCCAAGAUGGCGGCCGCCGACUGUUGCCAAGAUGGCGGCCGUCGCUGACUUGCCAAGAUGGCGGCCGCCGCCGACUGCUGCCAAGAUGGCGACCGCCGCCGACUGUUGCCAAGAUGGCGGCCGCCGACUGUUGCCAAAAUGGCGGCCACUGCCACAAGAUGGCGGCCGCCAACUGCCAAAAAUGGCGGCCGCGGACUGCUAAGAUGGUGGCCGUCAACGACUGGCAAGAUGGCGGCCGCCGACUGCCAAAAAUGGCGACAGGAACGUGGCCGGGAAUGUGAUUUUAUUCAUUUAAUAUUUUUAAAUUUAUUUCAACUCCCCCCCCUCCCCCUCUCCCCGUCGGUCGUGAAUUUUGCACCCAAGGUUGAGUCUCGCACCUUGGCCCAAAUUGCUUGCAUGUGUGCAUGCGUGUGUGUGUACAUAUAUAUAAAUAAAAUAUAAUAUAAGAACUCGAGUUAAGGCGCGGCGGUGGCCAGGCCUCUGGUUUGAUCACAGGCCUGGCCGCGCCUGGUUCACGGGAAACAGCCGAUAGGCUCCCACUAGUUUAGUUUUCGUUGAACGUUCGUUUUGUUAAUUUAUUUUAUUUUUUUAACUUGCCGAUCGAUGAUACUACCUUUGCACACAUUUCACGAUCUCUUUCUCUCUCUGUGUUGGACAGGAGGGGGGAGAGUUAUUGUUGGAAGGACGUUCGGUUUGCGGAUUGUUUGUCUUCCCGCGGGGCUGAGAAAAUGCACCGUCGAUUUGAUUGGUCGGAGCAGUUGGGGGGGGGGGGGGUCGCUCCCUUCCUUUGUCUGUGUCUUUGUCUGUGUUUAUCUCUGUGUGUGUCUCUAUAUGUGUGUGUUACUGUAUAUCUAUGUAUGUGUCACUGUGUCUAUCUGUGCUAAUGUGUGUGUCUGUGUGGGUAGUCUGUGUUUAUUUCUGUGUCUAUCUCUGUAUCUGGGUGUGUAUCUCUGUGUGUGUCCUUCUCCUGUGCGUCCCAUGUGGCUGUCUGAUCUGUUCUAAUGUCUCCCCUGCUUCUGUGUCUCUGUCUCUAAUGUCUGUGUAUCCCUGUGUCUCUCUGUCCGCGUGCCUCGCUGACUGUGUCUCAGUGUCUAUCUCCCCAUGUCCAUGAGUCUCAGUUGCUCCGUGUCUGUCUGUCUGUCCGCAUGUCCAUGUGUCUCGGCGUAUUUCUGUGUCUCUGUCCCCGUGUCUCAGUGUCUGUGUGUCUCAAUGUCUGUGUGUCUCAGUGUCUGUGUGUCGGUGUGUCUCAGUGUCUGUGUGUCUCCGUGUCUCAGUGUCUGUGUGUCUCAGUGUCUGUGUGUCUCCGUGUCUCAGUGUCUGUGUGUCUCAGUGUCGGUGUGUCUCAGUGUUUGUGUGUCUCAGUGUCUGUGUGUCUCAGUAUCUCCGUGUCUCAGUAUCUCCGUGUCUCAGUGUUUGUGUCUCAGCAUCUCCGUGUCUCAGUGUCUGUGUGUCUCUGCGUGUCUCUGUCUCUGUGUGUCUCUGUGUGUCUCUGUGUGUCUGUCUCUGUGUGUCUGUCUCUGUGUGUCUCUGUGUGCCUCUGGACUGGAGGUGUCUCUGUGUGUCUCUAUCUCUGUGUGUCUCUGGACUGGAGGUGUCUCUGUGUGUCUCCGUGUGUCUCUGUGUGUCUCUGUGUCUCUGGACUAGAGGUGUAUGUGUGCCUCUGGCCUGGAGGUGUCUCUGUGUGUCUCUGUGUGUCUCUGUGUGUGUCUCUGUCUCUGUGUGUCUCUGUGUGUCUCUGUCUCUGUGUGUCUCUGUGUGUGUCUCUGUCUCUGUGUGUCUCUGUCUCUGUGUGUCUCUGUCUCUGUGUGUCUCUGUCUCUGUGUGUAUCUGGACUGGAAGUGUUUCUGUGUGUCUCUGUCUCUGUGUGUCUCUGUGUGUCUCUGUGUGUCUCUGUGUAUGUGUGUCUCUGUCUCUGUGUGCCUUUGUGUGUCUCUGUGUGCCUCUGGCCUGGAGGUGUCUCUGUGUGUCUCUGUCUCUGUGUGUCUUUGUGUGUUUCUGUGUCUGUGUGUCUCUGUGUGUCUUUGUGUGUCUCUGUCUCUGUGUGCCUCUGUGUGUCUCUGUGUGCCUCUGGCCUGGAGGUGUCUCUGUGUGUCUCUGUGUGUCUCUGUCUCUGUGUGUCUUUGUGUGUCUCUGUGUCUGUGUGUCUCUGUCUCUGUGUGUCUCUGUGUGCCUCUGUGUGCCUCUGGCCUGGAGGUGUCUCUGUGUGUCUCUGUGUGUCUCUGUGUGUCUCUGUCUCUGUGUGUCUUUGUCUCUGUGUGUCUUUGUGUGUCUCUGGACUGGAGGUGUCUCUGUGUGUCUCUGUGUGUCUCUGUCUCUGUGUGUCUCUGUGUGCCUCUGGCCUGGAGGUGUCUCUGUGUGCCUCUGGCCUGGAGGUGUCUCUGUGUGUCUCUGUGUGUCUCUGUGUGUCUCUGUCUCUGUGUGUCUUUGUCUCUGUGUGUCUCUGUGUGUCUCUGGACUGGAGGUGUCUCUGUGUGUCUCUGUGUGUCUCUGUCUCUGUGUGUCUCUGUGUACCUCUGGCCUGGAGGUGUCCCUGUGUGUCUCUGUGUGUCUCUGUCUCUGUGUGUCUUUGUCUCUGUGUGUCUCUGUGUGUCUCUGGACUGGAGGUGUCUCUGUGUGUCUCUGUGUGUCUCUGUCUCUGUGUGUCUCUGUGUGCCUCUGGCCUGGAGGUGUCUCUGUGUGCCUCUGUGUGUCUCUGUCUCUGUGUGUCUCUGUGUGCCUCUGGCCUGGAGGUGUCUCUGUGUGUCUCUGUGUCUGUGUGUCUUUGUCUCUGUGUGUCUCUGUGUGUCUCUGGACUGGAGGUGUCUCUGUGUGCCUCUGUGUGUCUCUGUGUGUCUCUGGACUGGAGGUGUUUCUGUGUGUCUCUGUGUGCCUCUGUGUGUGUCUCUGUGUGUCUCUGUCUCUGUGUGUCUUUGUCUCUGUGUGUCUCUGGACUGGAGGUGUCUCUGUGUGUCUCUGUGUGUCUCUGGCCUGGAGGUGUCUCUGUGUGCCUCUGGCCUGGAGGUGUCUCUGUCCGUGCUGUGUAGCGCUGCGUCUCCCUCUCUCUCUUCUGUUGGUAUUUUAUCGACGCAUGCCCAUGCAUGUCACUCUACUAUUAAAUACAAAGUCUCGGUAAUUAACGAUAAUUAAUGACGAUGAUGAUUGAUGAUAAUAAAAAAACACUUUUGCCGUAA
Lethenteron reissneri (Far Eastern brook lamprey) is the source of this 7052-nucleotide messenger RNA. RefSeq names its product keratin-associated protein 10-6-like. The record is from RefSeq and is a predicted model, not a curated record. NCBI's taxonomy places the organism in Eukaryota, Metazoa, Chordata, Hyperoartia, Petromyzontiformes, Petromyzontidae.